This is a messenger RNA of Andrographis paniculata, 1347 nucleotides long. RefSeq names its product calcium uniporter protein 5, mitochondrial-like. The coding region runs from base 278 to 1138 and encodes 286 amino acids. Lineage: Eukaryota; Viridiplantae; Streptophyta; Magnoliopsida; Lamiales; Acanthaceae. Gene Ontology annotation, biological process: calcium import into the mitochondrion; mitochondrial calcium ion homeostasis. Gene Ontology annotation, cellular component: mitochondrial inner membrane; uniplex complex. The transcript has 2 exons. Gene Ontology annotation, molecular function: uniporter activity; calcium channel activity. The record is from RefSeq and is a predicted model, not a curated record.
GAUAAAUAAGGGAGAGAGGAGACUAAUAAACUAAAAAUAAUUCCAAAGCCAUCCAAACAAGGGCACUACGUUAUAGCAUGAGCGCCGAGGAAAGAACGCCAUUUGUCGAAGCACAACGCGAAUCCCUAAAGCUUCUCUCCCCUUAGAACCGCUCUUCACAUCCACAAACCAUACCCUUUUUCUUUCCUCCUCAAUUUCAAUUUCAAUUUCUCCGUUCGAUGACUCGUUAUAUUGUCGUCGUCAUCGUCGUUGUCCUUACCAAUUAACCUCCUGCAAUAUGUGGAGAUCUCCCGCCGUUGCUCAUCUUCUCAAACGGGCGGUAACCGCCGGCCGGCCCAGGCCGGAUCUCCUCAAACCGGCCGGCCGGCUGCACUUGGCCCGGCCCUACUCGUGCGGAUCGGAUGAAAUUGGAACCGGCGGCGACCGGCUGAGCCACGCGGAGGCGAAGAACCUGCUGAGACUGGAGAAUGUGGAGGCGCUGAAGGAGAGGCUGAGAAUGGAGGGCAAAGAGGUCAUUCCCUACGCCGAGCUUCUGCAGACCUGCCAGAGCAGCGGCGUCGCCCGCUCCUCCGAUGAGGCCGCCGCCUUCGCCAGAGUCCUCGACGACGCCGGCGUCGUCAUGCUUUUCCGGGAGAAAGUCUAUCUCCAUCCCGAUAAGGUGGUGGAUCUAGUAAGGCGGGCCGUGCCUUUAGCGCUCCUCCCGGACGAUCCUCGCCAGAGUGAGCUUAGAAAGCUACAAGAGAAGAAAGACGAGAUCGACUUGCAAGCGCACAAGCAAGUGCGCCGCAUACUAUGGGCCGGGCUCGGGCUAUCCAUGGUGCACGUCGGGCUAUUCUUUCGCCUAACAUUUUGGGAAUUCUCGUGGGACGUGAUGGAGCCCAUCGCCUUCUUCACCACCACCGCCGGAAUAGUCGUAGGCUACGCCUACUUCUUGUUCACGGCUCAAGACCCGACCUAUCAAGACCUACUAAAGCGCCUUUUCAUUUCCCGCCAAAGGAAGCUCAUUAAACGCCAAAAAUUUGAUGUUGGUAGGUUUGUCGAGCUUCAAAAGAAGUAUAAACAUCCGGAAUCUACGGCUUCGCUUAAGCGAAGGAUAGGGGUCGAAGUCGACCCCGAGGAUCUUCUCCAUGGCCAUUGAUUAUAUAUAUAUAUAUAUAUAUAGAUGGUAUAAUAAGUUCAAUUAUCUACUAUUCAUUGGAUGCUUGGAAUGUUAGAUUUUGAACACAUUUUGCAGCCUAGUGAAAUUCAUUUCCAUUGUGUCAAAAGGAAUUAGGAAAGAAAUAUGUCGUAAUAUAGUUUUAGUAAUGUGAGAGCAUAUACAACAAAGACCCCUGAGUUGCAUUUUUC